This is a messenger RNA of Cucurbita pepo subsp. pepo (vegetable marrow), 1858 nucleotides long. Its product is annotated as diacylglycerol kinase 7. The record is from RefSeq and is a predicted model, not a curated record. Gene Ontology annotation, biological process: phospholipase C-activating G protein-coupled receptor signaling pathway. Gene Ontology annotation, cellular component: membrane. Gene Ontology annotation, molecular function: ATP-dependent diacylglycerol kinase activity. NCBI's taxonomy places the organism in Eukaryota, Viridiplantae, Streptophyta, Magnoliopsida, Cucurbitales, Cucurbitaceae.
CUUGUGACUUCGCCGGAAUGUGUUUGAUUUGAUUUCUUCACUCGAUCGCCAAGUCCUUAUGUAUUUGUCCAGAGGAACAAGAGACUAAUCCAACACUUCGUGAUUCUGUGAAGGAAAAAGAGAGAGGAGAGGGAGGGAAAGUGAUGGAUUCGCCAACGUCGGGAGGCGAAGGCGAUUCAACAACUCGAAUCGCGGCUCAAUCUUCGGUGGUGGACUCGUUCAAGGGAUGUGGAUUCACGGGGAUCAAAAUCGACAAGGAUGAGUUGCGGAAGCAGCUCCGGAUGCCGCAAUACCUUCGUUAUGCUAUGCGAGAUUCCAUUCGGCUUCAGGACCCUGGCGCCGGAGAGACCUGGUUGCCUGGUGCUAGAUCUAUCUCCGGAUCCUCCGUUGUUCCAGAGAUUAACGAUGGUCCGCCUGAUUCGCCGAUGGUUGUGUUCAUUAAUCCCCGAAGUGGUGGUCGCCAUGGUCCCUUGCUUAAGGAGAGGCUCCAGAUGCUAAUUAGCGAAGAACAGGUUUUUGACCUAACAGAUGUGAAGCCCCAUGAAUUUGUCCGGUAUGGAUUGAGAUGCCUCGAGUUAUUGGCUGGGCUUGGUGAUGCUUGUGCUAAAGAGAUCCGUGAGAAGAUGAGGGUCAUGGUUGCUGGAGGUGAUGGCACUGUUGGUUGGGUUCUUGGUUGUCUUUUAGACCUCGAGAAAAGCGGGCGGCUGCCCGUUCCACCAGUAGGAAUAAUUCCUCUUGGUACUGGCAAUGACUUAUCUAGAACCUUUGGCUGGGGUGGUUCUUUUCCUUUUGCUUGGAAGUCAGCCAUCAAAAGAUCCCUCGACAGGGCAACCACUGGUCAGAUUCGUAGAUUGGAUAGUUGGCAUGUUACUCUAGCAACCCCAUCUACUAAAAUCGUGAAAUUACCACAUUGCAUGAAACCUACGGAAGUCCAUGCUCUUGAUGAGAGCUUGGAAAUUGAGGAGUCAUUGCCAGAGAAAGCCUACUUCCACGAAGGAGUAUUUUAUAAUUACUUCAGCAUAGGAAUGGAUGCUCAAGUUGCUUAUGGCUUCCACCAACUACGGGAUGAAAAACCUUACCUCGCACAAGGUCCAAUUUCUAACAAGCUGAUUUAUUCUGGCUAUAGUUGUAGUCAGGGCUGGUUCUUCACGCCUUGCAUUAGUGAUCCGAGUUUAAGGGGCCUUAAACACAUCCUAAGGAUGCAUGUCAAAAAGGUCAAUUGUUCCGAUUGGGAGGAGGUUUUAAUCCCCUCGAGUGUAAGAUCUCUGGUUGCGUUGAAUCUCAACAACUAUGGUAGUGGGAGACAUCCAUGGGGAAAUCUUACGCCAGAGUACAUGGAAAGGAGAGGAUUUGUUGAGGCACAUGUUGAUGAUGGGCUUCUAGAAGUGUUUGGUCUAAAGCAAGGAUGGCAUGCAUCACUUGUUAUGGGAGAGGUCAUCUCAGCUAAACACAUAGUUCAGGCCGCAGCAAUUCGGUUUGAACUUCGAGGUGGAGAAUGGAAACACGCAUUUCUGCAGAUGGAUGGAGAGCCAUGGAAGCAACCCAUGAGCAGAGAAUGUUUGACUUAUGUCGAAAUCAAAAGGGUACCUUCCCAAUCACUUAUGAUCAAUGGAGAAUAAUUUCACCUCCAUUCUUCAUCCCCUACUGCUCAUUCAUUCCUUUUAGGAUUAACCAUUAAUGUAAAGCCAUCUGUCCGUCCGUCCGUCCACCGUCAUCUUCUCCGACUGUAAAUUUUAAUAUUAUUCUUUUUUCUCUCUAAAAUUUCUUAUAGAGCGAAUGUUAUACUUAAAAAUACUUUUUCUUAAAAGUAAGUUUAAAUUCAUUAUAAAUGUCAUAUACGUAUCGUUCUUAGUUUUCA